This is a messenger RNA of Ochotona curzoniae (black-lipped pika), 5202 nucleotides long. RefSeq names its product collagen type XI alpha 2 chain (gene COL11A2). The coding region runs from base 1 to 5202 and encodes 1733 amino acids. Gene Ontology annotation, molecular function: extracellular matrix structural constituent; heparin binding. Lineage: Eukaryota; Metazoa; Chordata; Mammalia; Lagomorpha; Ochotonidae. The record is from RefSeq and is a predicted model, not a curated record. The transcript is spliced from 66 exons.
AUGGAGUGGUGCAACCGCUGCCACAGCUUCCUCUUGCUGCUACCUCUGGUGCUGGGGCUGAGUGCCUCCCUGGGCUGGGCAGGUGCACCGCCUGUAGAUGUGCUCCGGGCUCUGAGGUUCCCCUCACUCCCUGACGGUGUCCGGAAGACAAGGGGCAUCUGUCCAGCUGAUGUGGCCUACCGUGUGUCCAGGCCUGCCCAGCUCAGCGCACCUACCUGCCAGCUCUUUCCAGGAGGUUUCCCCAAAGAUUUCUCUCUGCUGACUGCUGUCCGGACUCGCCCUGGCCUCCAGGCUGCCCUCCUGACUCUCUACAGUGCCCAGGGUGUGCGGCAGCUGGGCCUGGAGCUGGGCCGGCCUGUCCGUUUUCUCUAUGAGGACCAGACCGGGCGGCCUCAACCACCGGCCCAGCCAGUCUUCCGAGGCCUCAGUCUAGCAGAUGGCAAGUGGCACCGUGUGGCUGUGGCAGUGAAAGGCCAGUCUGUAACCCUCAUUGUUGACUGCAAGAAACGAGUCACCCGGCCCCUCACCCGCAGUGCUCGGCCGGUGUUGGACACUCAUGGGGUGGUGAUCUUUGGUGCCCGUAUCCUGGAUGAAGAGGUCUUUGAGGGUGACAUCCAGGAGCUUGUCAUUGUUCCGGGUGUCCAAGCUGCCUACGAGUCUUGUGAACAGAAGGAGCUGGAGUGUGAGAAGGAGAGACCUCCUCACCAACAGGCUCAUAGAGCCCAGAGAUCUCCCAAGCAGCAGCCUUCAAGACUUCACAGGCCACAGAGCCAGGAGCCGCAGCACCAGCCACUUGAGCCUCUCUACUAUGACUACGAGCCCCUCUAUUACGAUGGGAUGACCACGGGGACGACCCCUGACUAUCAGGACCCUACCCCAACAGAAGAGGAAGGUGUCCUGGAGGCCAGCCCCUUGCCAACCCCUGAGGAGGAGCAGACAGACCUCCAGGUCCCCCCCACAGCCAGCAGGUUCCAGGGAGAGGAGUACGGGGUGGGUGGCACUGCCGCCCCGGUAGGGUCCUACGAUUACGCCUAUGGCUAUGGGGACGAUUAUCGGGAGGAGACGGAACUUGGCCCUGCCCUUUCUGCGGAGACAGCCCACUUGGGAGCCGCUGCCCAUGGACCCCGGGGGCUGAAGGGAGAGAAGGGUGAGCCUGCAGUGCUGGAACCUGGUAUGCUUGUGGAGGGGCCUCCCGGUCCAGAAGGUCCUGCGGGGAUGACUGGUCCACGAGGCAUCCAAGGGAACCCAGGCCCAGUUGGUGAUCCUGGCGAGAGGGGCCCUCCUGGCCGAGCAGGACUGCCUGGAUCGGAUGGAGCCCCUGGCCCUCCUGGCACGUCCCUCAUGCUCCCAUUCCGAUUUGGCAGUAGUGGAGGUGACAAGGGUCCUGUGGUGGCUGCGCAGGAGGCUCAGGCCCAGGCGAUUCUGCAGCAGGCUCGGCUGGCGCUCCGUGGACCUCCUGGCCCCAUGGGAUAUACAGGCCGCCCGGGACCCCUGGGCCAACCUGGGAGCCCUGGCCUGAAAGGAGAAUCAGGAGACCUGGGCCCUCAGGGUCCCAGAGGACCACAAGGCCUCACUGGUCCCCCUGGCAAGGCUGGGAGAAGGGGCAGAGCCGGUGCCGAUGGAGCCCGAGGGAUGCCGGGAGAACCUGGAGUAAAGGGUGACCGAGGUUUUGAUGGACUCCCAGGGCUGCCUGGGGAGAAGGGACACAGGGGUGAUACUGGUGCACAGGGCCCUCCUGGGCCCCCUGGUGAGGAUGGAGAGCGGGGAGAUGAUGGCGAGAUUGGGCCCCGGGGGCUGCCUGGAGAGUCGGGACCUCGUGGGCUGCUUGGCCCCAAAGGCCCGCCUGGGAUUCCUGGACCCCCGGGAGUCCGUGGCAUGGAUGGUCCCCAGGGCCCCAAAGGGAGCUUGGGACCCCAGGGAGAACCAGGACCUCCUGGACAGCAGGGCACUCCAGGGACCCAGGGUCUUCCUGGGCCCCAGGGUGCCGUUGGCCCUCAUGGAGAGAAGGGUCCUCGCGGGAAGCCAGGCCUCCCAGGCAUACCUGGCUCUGACGGACCCCCGGGUCACCCCGGGAAGGAAGGCUCCCCUGGAACCAAAGGCAACCAGGGUCCCUCUGGGCCUCAGGGGCCUCUCGGCUACCCAGGACCUCGUGGUGUCAAGGGUGUGGAUGGCAUCCGGGGUCUGAAGGGGCAUAAAGGAGAGAAGGGCGAGGAUGGCUUUCCUGGGUUCAAAGGUGACGUAGGAGUGAAAGGCGACAGGGGCGAGGUCGGAGUCCCUGGUUCCAGGGGAGAGGAUGGUCCCGAGGGACCGAAAGGACGCACUGGACCCACGGGAGACCCUGGGCCUCCUGGACUCAUGGGCGAGAAGGGCAAGCUGGGCGUUCCUGGUCUGCCUGGCUACCCCGGACGCCAGGGACCCAAGGGCUCCCUGGGAUUUCCUGGUUUUCCUGGAGCCAGUGGCGAGAAGGGAGCCCGGGGCCUGUCAGGGAAAGCAGGACCUCGAGGAGAGCGAGGCCCCACGGGCCCGCGGGGUCAGCGGGGACCCCGAGGUGCUACUGGAAAGUCUGGAGCUAAGGGAACAUCGGGUGGUGAUGGCCCCCAUGGGCCCCCCGGAGAAAGAGGUCUUCCUGGACCACAGGGCCCCAACGGAUUUCCUGGUCCCAAAGGACCCCCGGGUCCCCCAGGGAAGGAUGGGCUGCCUGGACACCCUGGCCCUAGAGGAGAAGUGGGCUUCCAAGGAAAGACUGGCCCCCCUGGACCCCCAGGAGUGGUGGGACCUCAGGGAGCAGCAGGAGAAAGCGGCCCCAUGGGGGAGAGGGGUCACCCUGGCCCCCCAGGACCUCCUGGAGAGCAAGGCCUGACUGGGACAGCAGGAAAAGAAGGCACAAAGGGUGACCCUGGUCCUCCUGGGGCCCCAGGGAAGGACGGUCCUGCUGGUCUGAGGGGCUUUCCAGGGGAGAGAGGCCUCCCGGGCACUGCUGGUGGUCCUGGCUUGAAGGGUAACGAAGGUCCGGCUGGCCCCCCUGGGCCUGCGGGCUCCCCUGGGGAACGAGGCGCAGCAGGAGCCGGGGGACCCAUUGGUCCUCCGGGGCGCCCAGGCCCACAAGGUCCCCCUGGAGCAGCUGGCGAGAAAGGCGUCCCGGGCGAGAAGGGGCCGAUUGGUCCGACGGGUCGUGACGGGGUGCAGGGUCCUGUGGGGCUGCCUGGUCCUGCUGGCCCCCCGGGUGUGGCUGGCGAGGAUGGAGACAAGGGUGAGGUGGGAGAUCCUGGACAGAAAGGCGCCAAAGGGAACAAGGGCGAGCAUGGCCCCCCUGGACCUCCUGGACCUAUUGGCCCUGUGGGGCAGCCCGGAGCGGCGGGAGCGGAUGGGGAACCCGGAGCCCGGGGACCCCAGGGACACUUUGGAGCCAAAGGUGAUGAAGGAACAAGAGGGUUCAAUGGGCCCCCAGGACCCAUUGGUUUACAGGGUUUGCCAGGUCCCUCUGGGGAGAAAGGAGAAACAGGAGACGUGGGUCCUAUGGGACCACCCGGACCCCCAGGACCUCGAGGCCCAGCUGGACCCAACGGUGCCGAUGGCCCACAAGGACCCCCAGGAGGUGUUGGGAACCUGGGUCCCCCAGGAGAGAAGGGGGAGCCAGGAGAGUCUGGAUCUCCAGGGGUCCAGGGUGAGCCAGGUGUCAAGGGCCCACGUGGGGAGCGUGGGGAGAAAGGAGAGUCGGGGCAGCCAGGAGAGGCAGGACCACCAGGGCCUAAAGGCCCUACAGGCGACGAUGGUCCCAAGGGGAAUCCUGGGCCUGUUGGUUUCCCUGGUGACCCUGGCCCCCCUGGAGAAGCUGGCCCUCGGGGCCAGGAUGGUGCUAAGGGUGACCGCGGGGAGGAUGGCGAGCCCGGACAGCCUGGAUCCCCUGGUCCCACUGGGGAGAAUGGACCACCUGGACCACUUGGAAAGCGGGGUCCUGCUGGCACGCCUGGUCCAGAGGGACGACAAGGAGAGAAGGGCGCUAAGGGGGAUCCUGGGGCUGUGGGCGCCCCGGGGAAGACCGGCCCUGUGGGUCCUGCGGGCCCAGCAGGAAAGCCGGGUCCUGACGGCCUGCGGGGGCUGCCAGGCUCAGUGGGUCAACAAGGCCGUCCUGGAGCCACGGGCCAAGCUGGACCUCCUGGCCCUGUGGGACCCCCAGGGCUUCCUGGACUCCGGGGUGAUGCUGGAGCCAAAGGAGAGAAGGGUCACCCAGGUCUCAUUGGGCUGAUAGGGCCCCCUGGGGAGCAGGGAGAGAAGGGUGAUCGGGGACUUCCUGGGCCUCAGGGCUCCCCAGGACAGAAGGGAGAGACGGGUAUCCCAGGAGCAUCUGGUCCCAUGGGCCCUGGAGGGCCCCCUGGCCUCCCUGGACCUGCUGGCCCCAAAGGAGCCAAAGGAGCCACAGGCCCAGCUGGACCCAAGGGUGAGAAGGGCGUUCAGGGCCCUCCAGGACACCCGGGUCCCCCAGGAGAGGUGAUCCAGCCGCUGCCCAUCCAGAUGCCCAAGAAGACCCGCCGCUCAGUGGACGGCAGCCGCCUGAUGCAAGAAGAUGAGGCGACACCAACUGGGGGCGUCCCAGGAACCCCUGGGGGGCUGGAGGAGAUCUUUGGCUCACUGGACUCCCUGCGGGAGGAGAUCGAACAGAUGCGUCGGCCGACGGGCACCCAGGACAGCCCGGCUCGCACCUGCCAGGACCUGAAGCUGUGCCAUCCGGAGCUGCCUGACGGAGAGUACUGGGUUGACCCCAACCAGGGCUGUGCCCGCGACGCCUUCCGAGUUUUCUGCAACUUUACGGCUGGAGGGGAAACGUGUGUGACACCCAGGGAUGACGUCACAAAGUUCUCCUACGUGGAUGCAGAGGGCUCCCCAGUGGGUGUGGUGCAGCUCACCUUCCUGCGGCUGCUCAGCGUCUCCGCCCACCAGGAUGUCUCCUACCCGUGCUCCGGGGCCUCCCGGGAUGGGCCCCUGAGGCUCCGGGGAGCCAACGAGGACGAGCUAAGCCCUGAGACCAGCCCCUAUGUCAAGGAAUUCCGAGACGGCUGUCAGACGCAGCAAGGCCGGACAGUGCUGGAGGUGCGCACGCCUGUGCUGGAGCAGUUGCCCGUGCUGGACGCCUCCUUCUCGGACCUGGGAGCCCCUGCAAGGCGGGGCGGGGUGCUGCUGGGGCCUGUGUGCUUCAUGGGCUAG